UGCACGGAUCGUUCGAUUUUUGGCGCACAAUUAGGUAAUUUCUGGAAGUUAUUUUAAGAUCGAUCCUCGAAGAAAGUACAGAGAAAACGAAGGAUUGAAUGACAUACAAUAUCGCUUAAUUUUAACACAAAUAAUGCCGUCCGACGCGAAAAAGAAACAACAGCAAAAGAAAAAGGAGGCGGCGAAGGCCAGACAGUCUGGAAAGAAACCGGCUCAAACACCUCAGACAAAAGGCGCAGAAAAUGGUAAAGAGGGCAGUCCCGGUGUCGGAGUCAUUCAAAAUGGAACCAAUGGAACUCCGAUCAGUGCAGAAGAGGCUUUAUGUUUAAAAUUGGAAGCAGAUGCCAGACUCAAUGCAGAAGCACGUUCGUGUACUGGAUCAUUGGCUUCCCAUCCGCGUAGUAGGGACAUAAAGAUAUCUAAUUUUUCUAUCACUUUCCACGGCUGUGAAUUGCUGCAGGACACUAUGUUAGAAUUAAAUUGUGGUAGACGUUACGGUUUACUCGGGCUCAAUGGUUCUGGAAAGUCUACUUUGUUGUCCGUACUUGGAAAUCGAGAAGUUCCUAUCCCUGAUCAAAUUGACAUAUUUCAUUUGACCAGGGAAAUGCCUGCUAGCAAUAAAACAGCUUUAGAGUGCGUGAUGGAGGUCGACGAGGAGCGUAUUCGGUUAGAGAAACUUGCUGAGGAACUGGUGGAGUGCGAGGAGGAAGAUGCUCAAGAACAACUUAUGGAUGUUUACGAAAGGUUAGAAGAUAUGACUGCUGACACUGCUGAAGCUCGUGCUGCUCAUAUUUUACACGGUCUGGGCUUCACUGCAAAAAUGCAAAAAACUGCUACUAAAGACUUUUCUGGAGGCUGGCGAAUGAGGAUCGCUCUUGCUAGAGCUUUGUACGUAAAACCUCACCUAUUAUUACUUGACGAGCCUACCAAUCAUUUGGACCUUGAUGCUUGCGUAUGGUUGGAGGAAGAGUUGAAGACAUACAAAAGAAUUUUGGUCAUCAUUUCUCAUUCGCAGGAUUUCCUUAAUGGCAUUUGUACAAAUAUCAUUCAUGUGAAUAAGAAACAGUUAAAAUAUUAUAGCGGUAAUUAUGAAGCUUUCAUCAAGACAAGGAUGGAAUUACUGGAAAAUCAAGCGAAACAAUAUAAUUGGGAACAGGAUCAAAUCGCCCACAUGAAAACUUACAUUGCACGGUUCGGUCACGGUUCGGCGAAAUUAGCCAGGCAAGCACAAUCUAAGGAAAAGACUUUGGCAAAAAUGGUAGCGCAAGGGCUUACAGAAAAGGUUGUCAACGACAAAGUACUGAACUUCUACUUUCCUUCUUGUGGAACUAUUCCACCUCCUGUUAUAAUGGUUCAAAACGUUAGUUUUCGUUACAACGAAGAUUCGCCUUGGAUUUAUAAAAACUUAGAAUUCGGUAUAGAUUUAGACACCAGAAUUGCAUUGGUUGGUCCAAAUGGUGCAGGGAAGAGUACUCUUUUGAAACUGCUAUAUGGAGAUUUGGUUCCAACGAGCGGCAUGAUACGUAAGAACAGCCAUUUACGAAUUGGGAGAUACCAUCAGCAUUUACAUGAACUACUAGAUUUAGAUAUGUCGCCUUUGGAUUACAUGAUGAAGGCUUUUCCAGAUGUUAAAGAACGCGAAGAGAUGAGAAAGAUCAUUGGUCGUUAUGGGCUAACGGGUCGUCAACAAGUAUGUCCAAUACGCCAGUUGUCCGAUGGUCAACGUUGCAGAGUAGUAUUUGCAUGGCUUGCCUGGCAAGUACCACAUUUGCUCCUUCUCGACGAACCUACGAAUCAUUUAGACAUGGAAACAAUCGAUGCUUUAGCUGACGCAAUUAAUGAUUUCGAUGGUGGAAUGGUACUCGUAUCUCACGAUUUCAGAUUAAUUAAUCAGGUUGCAGAGGAAAUUUGGGUAUGUGAAAACGGUGCCGUCACAAAAUGGAGCGGAAAUAUUUUAGAUUACAAAGAACAUCUUAAAAACAAAGUUCUCAACGACAACCAAAAAAGGCAAAAGGAUUUACAUAAAAGCAAAUAAUGUAAACAGUAA
Osmia bicornis bicornis is the source of this 2047-nucleotide messenger RNA. RefSeq names its product ATP-binding cassette sub-family F member 2. NCBI's taxonomy places the organism in Eukaryota, Metazoa, Arthropoda, Insecta, Hymenoptera, Megachilidae. Gene Ontology annotation, molecular function: ATP hydrolysis activity; ATP binding. The transcript is spliced from 9 exons. Bases 134 to 2035 code for a protein of 633 amino acids. The record is from RefSeq and is a predicted model, not a curated record.